GGGAGGUGGCUUGCCCGCGUUCUAAAAGAUUAGUACCGGUGGGCGCGAUCCGUGGGUUUCAGUGAUCCGGUUGACUAAGGGGACCUCUCGCAUCGGGGGUGCAGCAGACCGAGAGGGAAGCGGAGGGUCAAAGACCGCUAGGAAUAGACUUUUAGGGGUUCCUGAGUGGAACGCCAGGUGAAGAUUGGAAGUGGGAAGCGUCUUAUUCUGAUCUUAUGAAUGCACUUUUGGGGGUCCUUGAGCGCCGCAUAGAAAGAGGGACCACGGGCUAGGCAUUAGUAGCCAGCCAGAAAGAGAGAGAGAAGGAGAAGCAUAGUAGAACAAUCUGGAGGUCUCCUUUUAAAAAGGCGCAGUUUUGGAUUGCAAAACAUAGGAAGCGGCUGGAGAAAGGUGGGGCCGAGAGGAGGGCGCAGGUUGUCGAAAGUGGUGACUGUUGCGCGGAAAAAGGGCAACGGGAGAGUGUGCAUAGCCUGGCGCGAUCUUGCAGCCCGGGUUAAAGAGAGAAGCGGAAUUGGCGAACCUCCCGGAGGGAGAGGCUGAGUGAAGAUGGGGCCUCUGCUGUCUCUAGGGAUUGGGCUCCUGCUGUUCUUGCUCUGGGCUCGCUACAGGGGCAUCGAAUACGUGCUAGUCCACCACCGCUGGAUUUUCGUGUGCCUCUUCCUGUUGCCCCUUUCCGUCCUUUUCGACAUUUACUACCAGCUCCGGGCUUGGGUUGUGCAGAAGCUGCACUGUGCUCCUCGGCAGCAUGACUUGCGCGUUCGGAACAUCCAGAAACAGGUUCGAGAAUGGAAAGCAGAAGGCCAAAAAACAUAUAUGUGCACAGGCCGUCCUGGCUGGCUUACAAUGUCUCUUCGUAUUGGGAAGUACAAGAAGACUCUAAAGAACAUCACAAUCAACCUGAUGGAUAUUUUAAAUGUAGACACUGAGCGACAGGUUGUUCGGGUGGAACCUUUGGUCUCAAUGGGACAAUUAACAGCACACCUGAAUCGUAUGGGCUGGACUAUUCCAGUGGUACCAGAACUUGAUGAUCUUACAGUAGGUGGUCUGCUCAUGGGAACUGGCAUUGAAUCUUCCUCUCAUAUCUAUGGAUUAUUUCAGCAUAUCUGUGUGGCCUGUGAGCUUGUUCUUGCCGAUGGCAGCCAUGUGAGAUGCAGCCCGGAGGAGAACUCAGAUCUAUUUUAUGCAGUGCCUUGGUCUUGUGGCACAUUAGGCUUUUUGGUUGCAGCAGAAAUAAAAAUGAUCCCAUCUAAGAACUAUGUGAAAAUACAUUAUGAGCCCGUAAGAGGACUGAAAGCCAUCUGCAAGAGAUUUGCUGAAGAAUCAGAAAAGAAAGAGAAUCAUUUUGUAGAGGGUAUUGUGUAUUCGUUGGAAGAGGCUGUCAUAAUGACUGGAGUUUUGACCAAUGAAGCCGAGCAAGAAAAGGUCAAUAGAAUUGGGACGUACUACAAGCCAUGGUUUUUUAAGCAUGUGGAAAAUUAUUUGAAAGCUAAUAUUACAGGGACAGAAUAUAUUCCAGCAAGAGAUUAUUAUCAUAGGCAUACAAGGAGCAUUUUCUGGGAGCUCCAGGACAUCAUCCCGUUUGGCAAUCAUCCAAUUUUUCGCUAUCUCUUUGGCUGGAUGGUCCCUCCUAAAAUCUCCCUUUUAAAAUUGACUCAAGGCGAAGCCAUGAGAAAGCUCUAUGAGCAGCACCAUGUGAUACAAGACAUGAUGAUCCCCAUGAAGAGUCUUGAACAAUGUAUUCAAACCUUCCACAGUGUCAUUAAUGUUUAUCCCCUAUGGCUGUGUCCAUUCAUCUUGCCUCACAAUCCUGGAAUGGUUCAUCCAAAAGGAGAUGAAGAGGAACUCUAUGUAGAUGUGGGAGCCUAUGGGAUGCCCCAGACAAAACACUUUGAAGCCAUGGCAUCCACCAGACAAUUAGAAAAGUUUGUGAGGAACGUUCAUGGUUUUCAGAUGUUAUAUGCAGACUGCUAUAUGACCCGUGAAGAAUUCUGGGAAAUGUUUGAUGGCUCCCUAUAUCACAAACUGAGACAAGAACUUCAGUGUAACAAGGCUUUUCCUGAAGUGUAUGAUAAAGUCUGCAAAGCCGCAAGACAUUAAGUCCAACUGGUCCAUGAAGCAACUGGGAAAAUUUGGGUCUAAAUAAAAACUAUUUCUCGUGGUCUUUUCCAAAACCCCUCUUGUUGCUACUUCAGAGACUGCAUUCAAAAUGUGAAAUUUAGAAGAAAUACUUCUGCCUUUGUAUGAAAAUAUAAUUGGUAGUAUUUGUCUUAAAAUGUGUAUGCUUCUUUAUCUUCUUUCUAGGAAUUUCCAUUUUUGACCACUGUGGUUUAAUGAUAGCUUAGGUAUAGAUUGAUAUAUUUAGUAGAAGGGGAAUAGAAAAACCAGAACCUUAAAAUAGAAGAAUAACUUCUUAUAGAUAAAUGAGUGGGAAAUGUAUGCAAGGUUUGCUAUUACAGAUGUACCAUAGGCUCUUUCUGAGAGUUGUGCCAAAUAAAACUGCCUUUCUAAUGUCACAGUUGCCUAUAUCAGAUAGGUUUCUUUGCCCAGGGUUGAAAAGUCAUAAUUCGCAAUAAAGUCAUAAUUAUAACCUGUCUGAACGCUUUGAAUACUAUGGAUUGGAGACUGUUUUUUGAAUUGGUGUAUGUUCUUCACAGUAAUUCCUCUCUCUGUCUCUCUCAUUUUGUUGACAUCUUUUCUUCGACAGUUUUCAUCAAAGUUUUAUGUGCUGCAGGAAAAAAAAAGACUGUUACAGACAUGUCCCCAGGAAGAAGACAAUUUUUUAAAAAAAGUUUGUUUAGAAAUGUUACUGCUUUUCUUGCCUUCCAGUAAUCUUAUCUGUUGGAUUUUGAAUGCUGGCUUAACAGUUUCAUAAUGUAUUUCUCCAAAGUACAAGUUUGUAUUUCUGUUUUAAUAGUAAAGAGGGCUAUCAGUAAUCUGAUAUAAAUAGCAACGGUAUUAUAUUCAUUGUCAUGUCUACCUAUUUUAUGCUUAUUUUGUUCAUGAAAUUCAUGGUAAAGGUAGUCCUUGAUUUACAACCCCAGUUGAGUGCAAGAUUUCUGUUGCGAAGAGAAACAGUUAUUAAAUGGCUUGUCCCCCAUUUCUUAGCACAGCUGUUAAGUUAAGAAUUACAGCAGUUAUUAAGUGAAGAACAUGGUUGUUAAGUGAAUCUGGCUUCCCCAUUACUUUGCUUUUCAGGUCACAAAAGGGGAUCACAUGACCCCGGGGCACUGCAACCGUUGAUAUAAACUAGUUGCCAAGCAUCUGAAUUUUGAUCACAUGACCAUGAGGAUGCCGCAAUGGUUGUAAGUGUGAAAACUGUCAUAAGCCACUUUUUUCAGUGCUGUUGUAACUUUGAAUGUUCCUUAAACAAACUGUUGCAAGUCAAGGACUACCUGUGAGUGGUGGUGAAGAUUUAUAUGGUAGAUGGUUAAAUUAUUAAUAGCAUCAUAUAGAAGAAGUACUCCUCCCUCACUCCUCUUACCAUUGUUACUGUUAUAGGAUUUGUCAUAUUUUUCUUCUACUCAGAUUGUUUAGUGCCUUAAAUCACCUGAAAGAAACUGGAUUGUUUUAGGCCUUCUUAUUUUCAGGAAUACAGUAGAUGUGAGAAAUGCUUGAAAAAACUACUUGGAGGGUGGAUCUCUUUAACCUCUUCCCACCUAACACUUAACAUUACUGGUAAAGACAGCGUUGCUGGGAGCUACCACCAUUAGAUAAAUGCACGCUACUGAUAUAUCAAUUUUUAUAAUUAUCUGGAUGUUGUUGAUAAUCGAAAGACUUGAAACAAAGCUGCUUGGAAUAAAUAAUAGUAUUCUGAGUUUUGUCCCACAUUGUGGCCUGCACUUUGGAAUACUUGAUUCAGACUUGGGUUAGUAUACACUCAAACCUUUUUGCAUAUCCUUCCUCUGCUUUUUGACUAGAGUGACAAUAGAUAAGCUAGAAAAGUAUCUCCUGCAUCAAUGUAUUCCUAUAAUUUAAUAUUACAGCAAAUCGGUGGUUGGCUAGUCCUAAGAACAGUUGAUAAUUACAUGAUUUUAAAGGGUUUUUAUUUGAGUUUUGUGUAUGUUUUAAUGUCACCAAUAUUAACCAAAAUUGGAUCCAAGGACUAAGCUAUGCACAGUUCUAGCAAAGAAUUAAUUAUUUGUAAUUAAUACUUUGAUGUUACCUAUAGUAUCUUAACAUCUGAACUGUCUAUGGAGUUUUAAACAGUUUUUGGUAUUUAAUGGAGAGAUUGGUUUAGAGCUGUCAAACUCCCGGCCCGCAGGCUGGAUGCAUCAUGGGCUGGCCACUGCCACGCCCGGUUUAGUGAAGGGGGAAAAAGUCCUAAUAUGUCACAUGACACUGCCAUGAUGUUAUGAGUUUGACACCCCUGGUAGAGUGAACCAGUAAGAGCAUAUUUUAGACCAGAGGUUUCCAAACCUGGCAACUUUCAGACAUGUGGACUUCAACUCCUAGAAUUUGUCAGGUAUGCGAGCUGAGAGAUUCUGGGAGUUGAAGUCCACAAGUCUUAAAGUUGCCAGUUUUGGAGCCCCCUGUUUUAGACUAAUCCAGAAAUAGCUCAUAUCCAUGUUGCAAUCUAAACAUUCCUUGAGAGAAAAACUUGCUUACAACUUUUCUAGUGCCUUCCCAGACAUCUGAGGACCAUUCCCAUAUGGUGGAACCUGUAAAAUAUCUGCAUAACAACAUCAGAACAUCAGGCAUAAGUUGAAUGCGGAAGCAAAUCAGAAAUUAGACUGGGCUCAAUAUUUGUGUGUAAUUUCUGGAACGUGCCUCAGGUUAUAUCCAUUAAGAUAAGUAAAGUGGUACCUUGGUACUCAUCACUAAUUGGUUCCAGGAGGUGUGAUGAGUACCAAAAACAACGAGUACCAAACAAAUUUUAGUCAUAAGGAAUAAUGUAGUGAAUCACAAGUCAGCUGACACUGACAGGUUCUAGCUUGUGUGUUCACUAUCAAACAAUGAGUACCGGGACAAAAUUUUCACCUUAAAUAUGUUAAAUACAAAUUCAAUGAGUUUCAAGGCAGUUGAGUAUCAAGGUAUUACUGUAUCUGCAAGUUUGAUUUUUGUUGCAACAAUCAGCACACUAUUCCAAUCAUGCAGGUAAAUAUAAUAACAGCAUCAGUAUACUUUGUUUUGCAAUUGUCAGUGAUGUACUGCUGCACUUGGGCAGAAAUUGUACUAUUUCCUUAUAAUAACAGCUAUGGUGUGCCUGAAUAAAAUUGUGUUG
Messenger RNA from Ahaetulla prasina, 5221 nucleotides. RefSeq names its product 24-dehydrocholesterol reductase (gene DHCR24). Gene Ontology annotation, molecular function: FAD binding; Delta24(24-1) sterol reductase activity. The record is from RefSeq and is a predicted model, not a curated record. Gene Ontology annotation, biological process: steroid metabolic process. Lineage: Eukaryota; Metazoa; Chordata; Lepidosauria; Squamata; Colubridae. The coding region runs from base 547 to 2097 and encodes 516 amino acids. The transcript has 9 exons. Gene Ontology annotation, cellular component: cytoplasm; membrane.